GAUUAAAACCGAUGACAGUUUCAACUAACCUCCAAUACUUAUUAUUUUAUCAAUUACCCACAAUUUAGUAAAUAUAUAAAGAUGUUUGAUAUUCCAAAUGAAAAUCUUCCGGAAUGUUUACUAGAUGAAAAUAGAAUAAACGUACUUUUCGCACCUAUUAGAAAUAAAAGUGUAAAUCCUAAAGAUUGGGAUAACAAAAUAUCAUCAUGGAAGACAAUAAUAAAAAUUUAUUGCGAAUCAAACGAUAUUUAUACGUUUACAGUGUCUUCUUUAAAUAAAGUUUUUAUUAGAAAUGGAAGAUCACCUCCUUGUUUGCCCGAGGUUAUAAGUGAAAUGGAAAAAAAUGGGGACAUUCAACGUUUGGAUUUAUUUUUAAAAAAUAAUCCGAAAACGUGGACUGGGUGGGCUACGGAUAUUUUCGUUAAAACUCCUUUUGUAUGGUCGUUUAAUAAAUUGAAAUCAUCGUUAUUUACAACAGAUUCCUCACAACAACCUAAAGUUUUUAUAGAAAUAAUUAAAACAAAAUGCGAUACCAUAUUAAGAAUAUUACCGAAUAAUUAUAAAAAUAAAUUGAUAAGUUUAAAAGAUUUAUUGAGUAUUAUAAAAAAGACUCCAAACGAUAUCCAAGACGUCAAACUUUUGCUCCAUCACAUGUCCAACAAAAAUAUAAUAGACAUCACGAAAUUAAACAGUAACAAUAAAAACGAAUUAGAAACAACUUUAAUCAAAUUUAGUGAUACAAACAGUACGAUAAGUGAAGUCGAUGUCGGUGUAUAUACAUUAGAACAAAACGAGAAAAUUAUACUAAAAGGUAUCGAAGAGAUGGAAGAUAACAUUGAAAAACUCAUUAAAGAAGCUAAAGUACAUCUAUCAAAACAUCAUAGACAAAUGGCUAAAAGUUGUUUAAGAAAAAAACACGAUUUAGAAAAAUCCUUAGAAAAGAAAGCUCAAGCUCUACACAACGUCCAAUUGUUGCUGCACCAAAUAAACGAAGCAAACAGCAACGCAACAGUUUGGGAUUCCUAUAAAAAAGUUUUAACUACUUUCGAUGUCACUUACAAAGAUGCUGGUAUAUCAGAAGAUCUAAUAGAUGAUACGAUGAUCAAAUUAGGAGAGGUGUUGGAUAAAAACGAAGAUAUACAAUCGGCUUUGUCUAAACCACCUCAAGAUUUCGAUGAUACCGAUUUAGAACAAGAAUUAGCCGAUUUGAUCAACGAAGAUAAUCUAGAAGGAGGUCCUCCGGAUGGCGGUGUUAAUACCAGUGAAAUAGAAAUGAAAUUGGAUGAUUUGAGUUUAAAUUUACCGGAAGUUCCUGAUAACAGCCCUGAGAAGUCCUCUAGAGAGGUUGAUCUAGGAAGCAGUCAAUUAUAAAUUAUUGUUUUGUUCCUUUCACUAAAACUUUGUUAGAUUACGUUUUUUUAGCAUUUGCGAUGUUUGGUCAAUAAAUCCCUGGUUUAGUAUUUUUUGUCCAAAUUUCGUCAAGAUAUUUUCCUUAAAAUCAGUCAAACACAUUUUCAAUAUUUCUAUUCCACAAUUAUCUAAUGAUUCUUUUUUGUUCUCUAAAUAGGCAUCUAUUUCACUCAUUUCUUGAUAUUUCUUACAUUAAAUCGUAUUUUUCAAACUUAAAAACAGUCAAAAGUCGAUGGGGGCCAGGAUACAGAGGGCGAGGAAGCACUUUCAAGAUUAAUAGCAUAAAUUUGACCAGUAUCUCAUUGAAAAAACAGUCAGAAGUCACUGGGGUGUCCAUCUGAAGGUUAAGAAGCACUUUCUAGUUCAAUCAAUUGAAUUUCGCCAGGGAUUCAUUGAUAUUUUCAGCCCAAAUUAUUUUUCCACGCAAUUCUUUUGUUGUUGUUUUCGAAAAAAAUUCUAACCAAACAAAUUGCAUGUUUUUAUUUUGACAGCUGACAUACUGUAGUUCGAUUGAAAAAUUUAUUGUGAUCUCCAUCAGUUAAAUCGAAGACUUAUUUGUUAAUAGAUUGAUAUUCUUUUAAAUACAUUGUUUUAAUUAUAAAAAUAAACUUUAUCUUUAAU
This is a messenger RNA of Diorhabda sublineata, 2031 nucleotides long. RefSeq names its product charged multivesicular body protein 7. The record is from RefSeq and is a predicted model, not a curated record. Gene Ontology annotation, cellular component: multivesicular body; ESCRT III complex; cytoplasmic side of plasma membrane. Gene Ontology annotation, biological process: late endosome to vacuole transport via multivesicular body sorting pathway; vesicle budding from membrane. Lineage: Eukaryota; Metazoa; Arthropoda; Insecta; Coleoptera; Chrysomelidae. The transcript is spliced from 4 exons. The coding region runs from base 82 to 1371 and encodes 429 amino acids.